AUGUGCCGCCGCCUGUUCGGUCUUGUGUCGUUGCCCAGCGGACUGCGGGGUCUGUCGGGGUUUGGCAGUGUCCUUGGAACGGGAACCGUGCCGAGUGACCUCAUGAGAACUCUGCAGGAGGAGCUACAGGAGGAGGAGCGUCGAAAGCAAUUCGGCAUUGGCGAGACGCUGCGGAAUUGCAUUGGACAAGGUAACUUGGACCACCUCGAGAGUCCUGAGGCCGACGCUGUCCACCUUCAGAAGCUGGACUCAAUGGUGGAAAGCUUCUUUAGCAGAAUACCGUUGCCCGAGGACCCGAUGAAGGCUGCCCUGGAGCCCACAGAGGAGGAGCUGAAGAAAAACGAUGAGUGUGAGGUGUUAAAGGAGGCGGUGCGUGAGCAGUAUCAGCGCCGGAGGGCGGCCAAAGCAGCGGAAGAGGCCAGGUUGGCCAGAGCAAUGAAACGCUACGAUGUUCCGAUUGAAAACGAAGCGAAUUCCAACGCCACGGAACAUGUGGACACCCCAAAUGAUACGGUGGAACUGCGCCAGCAGAUUGACGUUAUGAAACGCCAACUUGCGAAGCUUGAGAAGCUGCUGAACUCCAAGGGCCGCAGUGAAUGA
This is a messenger RNA of Trypanosoma rangeli, 600 nucleotides long. RefSeq lists its product as uncharacterized. The transcript has a single exon. Bases 1 to 600 code for a protein of 199 amino acids. The record is from RefSeq and is a predicted model, not a curated record. Lineage: Eukaryota; Euglenozoa; Kinetoplastea; Trypanosomatida; Trypanosomatidae.